Molecule: messenger RNA, 895 nt
Organism: Triticum dicoccoides
Lineage: Eukaryota; Viridiplantae; Streptophyta; Magnoliopsida; Poales; Poaceae
Exons: 2
Coding region: 1-834 (277 amino acids)
Source: RefSeq, a predicted model, not a curated record
AUGGAGAGAUCCCGCCGCCUGCUGCUGGUGGCGGGCCUGCUGGCGGCGCUGCUGCCGGCGGCGGCGGCCGCCUUCGGGCCGCAGCCGGGGGCGCCGUGCAAGCCCACGCUGCUGGCGACGCAGGUGGCGCUCUUCUGCGCGCCCGACAUGCCCACGGCCCAGUGCUGCGAGCCCGUCGUCGCCGCCGUCGACCUCGGCGUCGAUUAUCGUCGUCGAUUAUCCUCGCCGUCGACCUCCAGUAGCAGUAGCCAUGUCCACGCCUUCUUGUUUUGUUUUGAGACGAUCAUCGUCGAGAUCGAUUCCUGCUCCAUCCCGCUCGUGAUGACACUCUGUUUCGAACCGCAACGCGGCUUUGCUUUCUGCGGUAUCUUCUGCCUUGUUUUUGUUCUGUGCAGUACGGUCAAAAGUAAAAACUCUUGCUGUUCGAUCGACCGAGGCCUGAGUUGGCCGAGCUUUUCGCUCUGCGGUGCAUCGCCUCUGCCCCUGUUGCCAAACAUUUCCAUGUUGAUCCUCUGGCAGCGCUGCUUUUUUGCAUGCGGUUUGCGUAGCCUUCCUCAAAUCAAAUGGAUCGCCUAUUGGCACUGUUUCUUUUCUGGUUGCGCACGUCGUCACCUCCUACUACUUUUUCCAGUUUUAUUUACUUUUGAUGAAGUACGGAUGAAUCGGCUGGUAAUUAACUUUGGUUGCUGUGGAUUUUGGACGCAGGACCCGCUCGCCCGCCCACCAUCGUCAGCAGCCCAGCAUCCCCGCCACAGUCGCCUCCUCCUCGCCGCAUGCAGCCACGUAAUCUCAUUGCCGAUCCAUGUAAUCCCUUCUUGCUCGCCAGACCGCUAGUGCGCACAUGCGCUACAGUUGAUAGGAAUCCGCCGAAAGGGUGCUGCGUGAAUGUAGUUAA